AUGAAAGGAAAUAAUAGGAACGAAGACUUUAAUGUGCUUACCACAGCAGUAACUCCUUACACUAAUCAAGAUGGAAUUCAUUAUGAAAGACCUCCAUUGUACUCCUUACAAAGUGAUAUUGAACUGAUGACUGGAACAACUAAGAACUCCAAAAAGGUAGAUCAUGGAGCAAAUACCAAUAUAAAUGAUCUUGAAAUUGCUGAGGAAGUUGAAAGUCCAAACAUAUUGGAUGUUGACUUGAAGUUGAUUUGGUCUUUUAGGAAAGUUAUAUUAUUAAGUGGUAUCAUAUCAUUCUCUGGGUUUUUAUUUGGUUGGGAUACUGGUGUUAUUGGUGGUAUUAUUCAAAUGGAUUCCUUCUUAUCCAAGCUAGGAUAUCCUAAACCUGGAUUAGAACCUGGCUCCAUAGUAUAUGAACUCAAAAGUUAUCAAACUGGGUUAAUUGUUUCAGGUUAUCAUAUUGGUUGUAUCAUUGGAGGUUUCACUAUAGGUAGAUUAUCAAGUUAUUUAGGUAGGAAGAAACCAAUAUUGAUAGCAAUGGGUGUUUACAUCACUGGUAUAAUUGUUCAAAUAACAACUAGUUUAACGGGGAAAUGGUAUCAAUUCUUGAUAGGAAGAGCUAUAAAUGGUUUAUGUAUUGGAAGUAUUGCAGUUUUAACUCCAAUGUUCAUAUCAGAAACUGCACCAACUGCAAUUAGAGGCUCAUGUACUGCUUUAUAUCAGAUAAAUAUUGCUUCAGCUAUCUUAUAUGGUGCAAUUGCAGUAUAUGCAUGUAAAGAGAUGUAUUCAAAUGAAUCUGAAUGGAUCGUACCAUUAAGUAUAGGUAUAGCUGCUGCUUUAACAGUUUGUGUUGGUAUUUUCUUUACACCUGAAAGUGCACGCUACUUGGUUAGUAUUGGUGAAUAUGACAAAGCUAGAGCUUCUUUGAGGAAAGUUGGGGAUCCAAAUGUUGAAAGACAAUUAGAGUUGUUACAAGCAAAGAUUAGGGUAGAUAAUCAAGCAUCUAAGACACCAUUUUCGUUUGUUUUCCAUAAACAAUUCAGAAAAAGAGUCUUCAUUGGAGUUUCUUUAAUGACUUUCCAACAAAUGAGUGGUGUUGAUUAUUUCUUUUAUUAUGGUACAACUUUAUUUAAAAUUGCAGGUGUAAGUGAUUCAUAUGUCACGAUGAUUGUUCUUGCAACUGUGAAUGCACCAAUCUCAUUAUUUGGUAUCUAUAUUGUGGAAAAAUUAGGAAGAAAGAAAACUUUGCUAAUAGGUGCUGCUUUAGCAACUACAUGCUUAUUUAUCUAUUCAAUUGUGGGUACUUUGAAAAUUGAUAAAGAUUCAUUGGAUCCAAGCGUCAAUAGAGUCCCUGGGAUAAUCAUGAUUGUUUUCACUUGUUUUUAUUUCAUUAGUUUUGCUCCAACAUGGGGGACAUCUGUUAGUGUUCUUGUGAGUGAACUUUAUCCGAUUCAUAUCAAGAGUCACGGAAUAGCUUUAGCAACUGCAUUUAAUUGGGGGUCUAAUUUCUUUAUUGGAUUCUGUACACCAAUCAUUACAGAUCGUAUUGGAUAUGCAUUUGGAUUUGUAUUUACAGGAUGUAUGUUUCUAUCAUUUUGGGUAAUUUUAUUCUUUGUACCAGAGACCCAGGGUGUUUCUUUAGAGGAGAUUGAUACGUUAUUUGAAAAGAAUGGAUAA
This is a messenger RNA of Hansenula ciferrii, 1674 nucleotides long. It is a transcript of the gene KHT8, whose product is annotated as sugar porter family MFS transporter. Gene Ontology annotation, molecular function: carbohydrate:proton symporter activity. The record is from RefSeq and is a predicted model, not a curated record. Gene Ontology annotation, cellular component: plasma membrane. The transcript has a single exon. NCBI's taxonomy places the organism in Eukaryota, Fungi, Ascomycota, Saccharomycetes, Phaffomycetales, Wickerhamomycetaceae. Gene Ontology annotation, biological process: transmembrane transport; carbohydrate transport. Bases 1 to 1674 code for a protein of 557 amino acids.